GGAAGCAGGAUCAGCCCUUCUCCUCUCAGCAUCAGCCCUUCUCCUCUCAGCAUCUCCUGUCUUGUAUCAUCAGAUGCUGAGCACCAAUGCGGCAGAUCUGGGCUCCUCUCACUGACAGCACCGGGGCCAGGAAUGCAUCUUCACCGGGGCAAAGAGGCCAGACACAUCUGAUCCUCUAAUACCAAACCUCCCCUGAUCCAGAAGCAAUAAGCAGCCUGAACCUCCUGCGGGAAAGCCUCACAUCUCCGCUGUCUGUGGCUGAGGUUCUGCAGCCUCCUUUGUGUAGGUGGGAUAUCUCUAUUUUUGAUGUAUUUGCAGACCAAUGAAUUAUUCUGUGCUGCUGCUGCCUCCAUCCCUGUGCUCCUGCAUAUACACCUGACUGUAUUGCACCUGCAAUCCAGAGAUACACCAUUUGCAGGCAACGUUUCUUAUGGCAGAGAGCAAAACAAGGACAGAUCAAUAAAGAAGAAGAACCCUCUGUUGGAAGUGGUGGAGGGAGGGGCAGUUUUCAGGCAGUUCCCUUUUUUAUUCCCGGUAACAUCUGCCCCCCCUCCUGUCUGCAGUCGACAUCUCUGAAUAAGGAUUGCAGGAAGACCCUGCGCUGGACAGAGCUGCAUCUGUGUGUCUCUCCAUCCUCUGAGAUUCUGCCCCACAUCCUCAGCAAACUAUUCUAUUUAUUUCAUCAAUGCUUUGAAUGGACAUUGUGCACUGGGGGAGCCGGGGAAGCAGCUGAUCACAGGAUACAGAGCAAUCUUAUUUGCAGGGGGCAGCACCCCCCUUCCCCCUGCCCUGUUUAGUAGCAUCUUUGCCCCUGUCAGUGUACUGUCUUCAGGGGGGAGCUGCGUGUGUCCUGCAAUGCAAGCAACAAAGAGACCUCAGUCUCAUUCCUCAGCUUGCUAUUAAUCAGCCAAGAGCAAGAGUGGAAAUUUAUUGGACUAAUUGCUUUCCCCAGAGGCUCCUCGGACUCCUCCCAGUCCUGGUAUUGCUUGUCAAGACCUCUGCUAGCCAUGGGCACCGUCCUCUCCCUGUCGCCAGGCUCUCGGAAAGCUAGCCUCUAUGACGACGGCCCAGGAUCCCUGGCUCAUUAUAACAACGUUAGCAAGGGCAGUGGGCAGAAGCCCGAAAAGACAUUGAAACGGCACUCUAUGUUCAUUCCUGCCCUCACCUGGAAGAGGCUGGUGGCCUCCACCAAGAAGAAGACCUCCAGGAAGGGAACUGUCAAUAGCAAUUACCAGAAGGAUGUUGCCCAUCUGAACCAUGAGAAUGUGAAAAAGUCCUUGUCUUGUGCCAACCUCUCUAGCUACGACAGCCAACCGCUGGCACCUCUCACCUCCAAGCAGAUAACGUCCAUCAAGAAGGUCUCCAGCACCACUGGUGGUGGCUCUCCAAAAAGGGUCAUAGUCCAAGCUUCCACUGGGGAGCUCCUGAAAUGCCUAGGGGAAUUUCUCUGCAGGAGAUGUUACCGCUUAAAACAUUUGUCACCCACAGACCCUAUUCUUUGGCUGCGUAGUGUGGAUCGCUCCUUGCUUCUCCAAGGAUGGCAAGACCAAGCCUUUGUCACCCCAGCCAAUGUGGUUUUUGUCUACUUGCUCUGCAGGGACGUCAUUGAUGGGGACUCUGUGGCCACUGAGCAUGACUUGCAAGCCACACUAUUGACCUGCCUGUAUCUAUCCUACUCUUACAUGGGCAAUGAGAUCUCCUACCCUCUCAAACCUUUCCUGGUGGAAGCGGGCAAAGAUGCCUUCUGGGACCGAUGUCUUUGCAUCAUUGAUGCCAUGAGUGCCAAGAUGCUGAGAAUAAACGCGGACCCUCACUAUUUUACCCAGGUGUUUGCUGACCUAAAAAAUGAAGGCAACCGCGAUGAGUUUUCUAGAGUACUGGACCGGUGACUGUCCCAGGAGAGAAAAAGUCAAACAAUGUUACAGCACUUGAAGGUCAGGUCUGAUUUCCACCAUCUCUGGCCAACCUUGAUCCAGUAGCCAAAAAAAAGGGACCACAUUCAGCCUUUUGUGCAUUGUCCACGUUGAGAAGCGGUGGAAAUCUGAGGCACCUUGGCCACCAUCCAACGUGCAACUUUAUUUGAGGCCAUCAAGUGCCUGGCACUCACAUCACCUUUUCUCUCGCUGUAGUAUCUUCUGAGGAUGGAAGAGUCACUACUCCUUACUACUCCUGGGUAGAAGCUGCUUGCACUCAUCCCAAAGCACCAGACUCUUACCUCCAACCAGUAUUUUUGUAUAAAUGUGCAAUUCGGAGUCAUGGGAUGGAAAAAUAAUGACUCAUGGGAGUUUCGCCUUAUUCCUGUGUCUCCUAUUUAUAGAUGGGAGCUGGGAAUAUUUGAGAAGCCUCCAGAGAUGAGGAGGCCAAGAGGCCCCCAGUGGCUGGGGGAAUCCUGAGAUGGGUAAUGGUGGACGGUGCAGUCUCUUCUCCAAUCCCUUUGUAUACAUGAAUGCGAACGUGUCAGACUUUAUUUAAGAACACUGUAUUGGUAACAAUACCUCCUCUUUUAUUUUAUGUCUGUGGUUUUAGCCCUAACAUGACAGAGGUUGGGCUGCAGUGUGGGGUGGGCCUGAGAGGGCCGCUGGCCGUAUUUUAUCUUCAGAAAUAAUAGGUCGCUUCCAGGCGCAAUAAUAGGACGUUUACUGCAGAUUAUCCAGUUAUUACAGAUUACGUGCAAGGAAAUGCAUAACAUCAGCCAUGUACCGAGCCGUAUAGUCUGUUUCUAGAGCUCUGUUCAGGCAGAAUGGGGAUUUAUUUCUAAUAAAGAGACAAAUUGAGGGGCUUAAUCAUGUUGUAGCAAUGUCAUGUCCUUAUUGCCUCGAUUUAUCAAUAAGUGACAGAUUUCACUGUGAGUGAUAAAUUGCACCAGCCAAUCAGCUCCUAACUGCCAUGUUACAGACUGUUGCCCUUAUUUAUCAAUGGGUGAUACAUUUCACUGUGAGUGAUAAAUUGCACCAGCCAAUCCGCUCCUAGCUGUAAUUUUUCAAACCCAGCCUGUGAAAUGGAAGUUAGGAGCUGAUUGGCUGGUGCAAUUUAUCACUCACAGUGAAAUGUAUCACUCAUUGGUAAAUAAGGGCAUGUGUUUGAAAAAUGACAGUUAGGAGCGGAUUGGCUGGUGCAAUUUAUCACUCACAGUGAAAUGUAUCACUCAUUGGUAAAUAAGGACAUAUGUGCGGUAUACAUCACUUACCAAGGAGCACAGAUCUAUGGUAGAUGGCUUGUGGUGUAUUGUGCAAUUGCUGCAUAGCUAGAGGAUUGCAGGAUAUUGGUAUACCUGUGCUCAAGCAGGAACAGCCAGCCUGAACUCUGAUAGCCGAGUGAUUACUUAUCUGGUUUGUUGAUGCUCGCACACUGAUCUGGCUUUAAAUGAAUGAGAAAUAGAUUGACGCGCAGGGAGCCUGUGACAUGUCGUGUCUCCAGGGCGUCUGUUUUAUAUUACAUGAGCUACAUGCACACAGCUUCAUCCGGCAGACGCCGCCUAUAGAGGGAGCGCAGCAUCCGAUCUGUGCAUCAGGAUGAGGGCUGCAUCCAGAUAAUAGUCAUGUAUUCUGUAACACUGACAAACAGGCUUCCGUCUACACAUUUAGGGGGAGAUGAAUCAAACCUUGGAGAGAGAUAAAGUGGAGAGAAGUAAAGUACAAACCUAUCAGCUCCUGUCAUUUUUCAAACACAGCCUGUGACGUGGCAGUUUAUUCGGUACUUUAUCUCUCUCCAAGAUUUGAUACAUGUUCCCCAUCAUUGUACACAUUGCCGAUGACUGUGUGAGGAAUGCAGUAUUGUUAUGGCCUGCAUACAGCGUUAAGUUGGGUUCUGUGUGUGACCAGGGAUUGCAGCCGAGAAGUGGGCUGGGGUUCCUCCACACACCCAAUUAUUUUGCUUGAUUUGUAUAAAUAAAUCAUUUUCCAUCUCA
Molecule: messenger RNA, 3907 nt
Organism: Pseudophryne corroboree (corroboree frog)
Lineage: Eukaryota; Metazoa; Chordata; Amphibia; Anura; Myobatrachidae
Product: cyclin-dependent kinase 5 activator 1-like
Exons: 1
Coding region: 1008-1889 (293 amino acids)
Biological process (GO): axon guidance; brain development
Cellular component (GO): protein kinase 5 complex; growth cone; cytoplasm
Molecular function (GO): protein kinase binding; cyclin-dependent protein serine/threonine kinase activator activity
Source: RefSeq, a predicted model, not a curated record